AUGUUCUUCUGCUACCGCUCGUACCGGCACUCCCGACGAAAACGCCAGCGCCUCCUAACACUCGCCCUCCCCGUCCUCGCCUUCCUCACCCUCACUCUCCCAUUCUACAUAAUCUACAAACCUCCCCAAUUCGUCGUCUCCUACCUGGCCAGCAAAUACCCCGACAUCCUCUGGCAUGUUCCGAACCUUAAGCCGGGCGCCCAGCCAAUUGUCGCCUUAACAGUCGAUGACGCUCCCACCAGAUACACACCACACAUCCUCAACCUCCUCCGCGAGAACGACGCCCACGCGACUUUCUUUCUAAUCGGCGACCACAUACCCGGUAAUGAGGUGUUGAUGCGUGAUGCCGUGAACGAGGGCAACGAGCUCGCGAACCACGCCAUGUUCGACGAGCGGUCCAAAGACCGAAGCGACCAGGAACUCGAGGCCCAGAUCCAAGCCGUGCAGAGUCAUAUCCAGCGGAUAUACGCCAUGGCCGGCCGCCAGGCUGAAGCGCACGAUGAAGGGCUGAGUGAAGUCGGUGAAAGUAUUCCGGCGGUUCCCGGCGGUCCUGGACGGUACUUUAGGCCUGGCUCUGGGGUGUUCUCGGAUCGGAUGAGGGCGCUUGUCCAGCGGUUGGGAUUCCGCCUUGUGCUUGGGAGCGUGUAUCCGCAUGAUCCGCAGAUUAGUGUUCCGUGGGUGAACGCGGCACAUAUCUUGAGUAUGGUCAGACCGGGAAGUAUUAUCAUUGUGCAUGAUCGGAGGCCCUGGACGGUGCCGAUGUUGUCGAUUGUUUUGCCGGAGUUAAAGAAGAGAGGCUAUAGAGUUGGUACGGUAUCGGAUUUGCUUAAAGAGGGCGUGGCUCCAUAG
Molecule: messenger RNA, 849 nt
Organism: Aspergillus versicolor CBS 583.65
Lineage: Eukaryota; Fungi; Ascomycota; Eurotiomycetes; Eurotiales; Aspergillaceae
Product: chitin deacetylase CDA4
Exons: 2
Coding region: 1-849 (282 amino acids)
Biological process (GO): carbohydrate metabolic process
Cellular component (GO): membrane
Molecular function (GO): hydrolase activity, acting on carbon-nitrogen (but not peptide) bonds
Source: RefSeq, a predicted model, not a curated record